GACAAAUUAUAUUUUAUGGCUUGUAAACAGCAGGGCAGAUAUUUCAGGAGAACUGCAGACAGCUGUAAUUUUGUGAAUGUGCACAAAUUACUUGGAAAACAAAUAUCCCUCUGCCUACACAGCUGUAUUCACCACUGUGGACCAGAAUACUUUUUGCAUGAUGCUCGCACUUGGUUCCACGGAGUAUAAUAACGUUUAAAUGAAUAUAGUGUGAUUGAAAAGUGGAGUCGGAAUUAAUGCUCUGAAAGCCUGCGUGGCUGGCAGGGAUGGAGCACUGCCCUGCCCUGGUGCCGUGCGGCUGUGCUGGGUCUGUGCCUGCCUGGUUAUCCGCGCCCAGGUUGGCUGAAUGCAGAGCAGUUGUGUCGUGUAAUUGUGUGCUGGCAGCUCCUUCUGUUUGUCCUUCUGUUGUGCGAUAAGGAGUUUACAAAGGAAAGUAUGAAUAUCAAGAAAGAAGGCAGAGAAAAUCCCCAAAAGUAAAAACACGGCCAAGCAAGUGCGCGUAAAGCACCAGUUGGCAAGAGCCAAGGGCCUUGCAUUGAUUUUACUUUUAACUUCUGUGUUUAUUCAAAGGCUGUGGAUACAGGUUAACUUCCUUUGCUCAAUAUUUAUUGCUAUGUUGCUUGUCUCAACCUGGAACAAUGAGUACUUUGUGGGUCGGGUUAAAGGAUUGUCCCGUUGCACUCGGUCUCCUGCGUCUCUCCAUACCUGUGGCUUUUAAGCAGUUUAUUUUAAUUUCAGGUUUCUGUGCUCUGUUAGAGGAGGUGUGGGUGCUGCCCAAAUCGAGUGCUACCAGGGCGGGUUCCUCCUGCCCGUGAGCAGUGGAUCGGUGUGGUUACGGCUUUGCCAGGGUGAUGGUGCUGCUCCCACCCUAAUUUAGGGAUGGCAGUGACUUCGGGAUGGUAGGAGAGGCCCAAAGACUCACCUUGGCCAGAGCCCAGCUGUGGGGUUUGGGAAGUAGCCCCCAAAUAUAGAGGGAUUCUCUUUGGACCCGGAGCAUGAAUACAAUGCAGAGCACAGCUAAGGUAGUUCUAAAUCCCAUCGUGUGCAGCUGACAGAACAGGGGAAGGUAUGUUUAUGGCUUCCAUCGUUGUUAUUUUUUACUUGAGCUUGUUGCUUGGAAAAUGUGUUCAUUUUGAGUUCUCCACUCAGCUGUGUCUACCAAGAAGAAAAACAGAGCAAUUUCUUCUGGGAGAGCCCCACAGUGGACGCAUCAGAGCUGCAGUGACAGCUGCAAAAUUGUUUUGCUGUUGUGUUGCUAAUUCUGCAGUGAGUGAAGGGGACCACCCUGUCUUAAAAAAAAAAAAAAAAAAAAAAAGAGGGAAAGGAAAACAAAACAAAAACCAGAAGCACUUUCAGUUUGUAACUGUGAUUUUGCUGCAAAAAAAACCAAGAACAACAUGGUGCACAACUUUUUGCCUUGGAUGGGAUGGCACAGGAAUUGCACGGGCAUGUUUUUGGUUCUCGUCACUGUUGCCUCAGAGCUGUAGGAGGUCCUUUUUUCUGCUUCUGCACUUUGCCAUCAAACUUGAAAACUCGAGGAAAUUCAACUUCUGUGCAUUGUGAAGUCAUUGGAUCCCAGCAGUGCCUGGGGGAGAUGCGUGCCCUUGGGUCCUCAGCCCUCACCCUGCCCCCACGAGCAGUUAAAUAGCACGGAGCUCUGUGUGUUGAAGAUAGAAAUACAAAAAAAAAAAAUCACGCCUCUCUCAAAACCUCACUGUAUUUUUUUUAUCUCCUUGCCUGUGUGCAUUUAAAGACAAAAAUGAAAAGAAAUCCCAGCUCUGCAUUGUUUGUGUAGGCUUAUGAGCCAGAUUGUACUACAGAGCACACUGAUGUGUCUUCCCCUGAGGUAUGGAAAGAUCUAUGUGUGCUAAGCAGGUGUUUUCAUUUGUUUAAUUGGAGCUGAGUUUAGCACAAUAUUACAGAUAAAUGAAUUACACAUGUUCAGUAAUUCAUAGAAAGUGAUGGCUGUUUUGCUUUGACACUUGUCUUCAGCUCCUUACAGAGAUGGAGUGUUGGCCAACAUGGACAGAGGUCCUGCGAAAAAAACCUCCAUGCCUGCACGAGGAGCGCCUGAAACCUGUUUGCUAAAGCAGCCGUAACUAUUUUAUCUUUGUUUAAACUGGAACGCUUUACGUUUUGAUAGGAUCUGGUUUUGACAAGCAGGGCAUCCCGGGGAUGCUCCUUGCUGCUGGCACCCAAUGCGGCCUCUGGGUCGGGCGCUCAGGGCGUGCUGCUUUGCAAAGGAUGGGCAAAACCGGUCACUCUGCGCAGCUUCCCUCAUGGCUCUGAGUUGUCCCAGCCCUUGGCCCGCGUCCAAAUGGAUAAUUACAUUGAACUUACCCAAAUUUCCUCUGCAGAUUCAAUUGUAAACUAUUUUCUCGCUCUCUCCCGCCGGCGUUGUAUAAGUGUGCUGCGCAGCGUUAAACAACUGUCACACACAGCUCUGGGGGCUGCUGGGCGUUGGGCACUGAAAGGCUGCAUCAAAACUUGCGGUGAACUUUAGAGGGAGCAUUGUUUGUGCUUUUUCAGUUCAUAAAGUACUUCGGAGCAGGCGCUGGGAUAGAGCUCAUGCUUGGAGCUGAAGUUCCCAGCAGAAGGUGCCGACAUUUCAGGCAGGCUGUGAAAAGCCACUUUUCCAGAGAUGACCUGAAAGCUUCCGAGCCUUCCAGCAGCUGGAAUUGGGCUGGCCUCGUUCAGCCAGGAGUUGUGCACACCAGGCUGCAGUCUCCUGCAUCCCCUGGGCGAAGUGCACCCACCGCAGCCAAUCGCAGGGGCUGAAAGUGAGCUGGAAGCGUGUAGAACUGUUACUUGUGCGAGUGGUUUCCUGCGGCGUGCGAUUGUUCUGCAAGAGGCUCCUGGGAAUUAACGUGCGUCCAAUCCCACAGCAAUCUCGGAAGAUUUGUGGCGGUGUAAUCUACAAACUCUUAAUUAUAUAGAGAGCUGAGUAAAUAGCUUGAAAUUUCUUUCAACUCUUUGUUCACAAAUGUAUAUUGCAAAGUGCCCAUCCCACAUGCACACGCACACCCACCCUUUUCCUUCCUUCCUUCCUUGUUUUACACCCACUUCCACCCAGCUUUGGCUCGGGGCAUCCUUCCUUACCCGGGGAGCUCCUGCAGGGCUGCUGGGCCCUGUCUGCCCCCGAUGCCCCCCCCGACCCAUCUUGAGGUGGGGCUGUCGUGCAGGUCCCCCCUCAUCGUGCAGCUCAUUUGGGAGCUGAUUCUGCCGCUUGCAGAGCUUUAAUGAGAUGUAAAUUGUUUGUGAUGCUGCCUUAUUAAUUGUAUUGUAAUUUUAAAAUCAUUUGCUUGUUAAUUGUAUUUAAAUAGCUGCCACUUAGACAAGCAGAAAGUUUCCAGAAAGAUAAAUGGAUUUCUCAUUUUACCAUGUCUGAAGGUGGCCCCAGUGACCUGUCGGGGCUGCUCUGACACUCCCGAAAUGGAAGAAUCACUGUGUUACGUCUCUGCUUGGAGCUCUCUGUGCCUGGAGAGCGAAAUGUGGAGAGGGUGGGAGCAUGGGGUGGAGAUAGCUGGGAAGAUUCUGAGGUUUUGUGGAUGGUAGCGAUCAGAUUUGGGGGGAUGCUGUGGAUCAGAUCUUGGAUGAUGCUGUGGAUCAGAGUUUGGGGGAUGCUGUGGGUGCUGCUCCAGCUCAGCAAUCCAAGCCAGGGCAAGGUUCUCAUCCUCAGCGCCUCCAGGGCUCUGCUGUACACGUGUUGAAAUCAGUGCUGAGAUUUCUCUUUGCUCCAGCUGAGCAACACAAGGUCCCUGCUGACCUGAGCUCAGCUGGCCUUAAAGCUGAUUUUGAUGCUACAUGGUUGCUAGCCUUGGCGGGCAGCAAGCUACACCGUGUCAAUUGUAUUCUUGUUGUAUUUGAAAUGCCAUUCUGGAAAAUGAAGAAUAAUCUUUCCGUAUCAGUCUGUUCUCUCCUUAGAUGGGCUGCAGCCUCCCCUGCCCACACUCCCAGAUCCAGGUUCCAGCUGGCACUGGACUCUCACUCCCUCUUUGCCUCCUCUUUCAUUGACGUUCCACGUUCCCUUCGUUUUCUUUUUGCAGCUUUGUUGUGUGGCAGGACCAGUAAUAAUAGUUAAUAAUUAGCAGCUCAAUAGCACUCUUCACCUUCGGAGCAGUUUUAGGCAUUAAAUCACUGCAGUUCUGCUGGCAAUAUUACAAUAUUGACUUGUUACUUCACCAGUGUCACUGAGGCAGCAAAAGCUGCAUUUUUAUGGAGGCCAAAAUGGGGUCAUUUUUUUUUUUUUUAGAGCACAAAAUUGGCAAAAAAUGAAAUUUUCUCCUAGGCUGACACUUUGUUUGCCAAAUUUCAGCAUAGAGCCAAUUUUUAAAGCUGAGUAAUAAACACCUGAAAAGUUCUGGUUUAUAAUGGCAGUGCUGAAAAGCCAUUAAAUGAAUGGCUCCGCUAUAACACAAGAAAGCCCUCUUAAACUGCUGAAAACCCUAUAAAAGCUGGACGGAGCCUUAGCCAACACAGCCUCGCCUUUGAGCCCCGUGUUUAGAGGUACAAAGUGAAUCUUGAGGGGAUCUUGCAGGGACUGGAUGGCAGAUGAUGGGGGGCAUCUCUUCUACUCUACCGCAUGGAAAUGGCUCUUUCCAAGCUAAGCGGUGGAGCAAGGCUGGGAGCUGAGGUUUUGUUCCCAACCCACCUGAGCAUCUCGCCACAGAUGCUCCAUCGGGACAGAGGUGGGGAAGGUGGGACAGAGCAGCAGGGAGCAGUUGGAUGCCAGGUGGGGGGGAUGGGGAUGAGGUUUGCUGGCACGCACGUGUGCACAUGGCGUGUCCCUGCGAGCAUCCUGUGUGCAUACAGCUGAGAGCACGGUACCAACCUCACAACCCAGCUCUGGGCCUGCCCUCCUGCCAGCUCAGCUCUGCUGUGAAGAUAGCUGCCUAAUAAAACAGCACAUCGACCAGCAAAAGAAAUGGGUAAAUGAAGGGAACAGCUAUUAAUGUGCCAAGCCAAGAUGUGUAAUUAUACCGUAGGACUUUUCCAAACUAAUACAUGUUAAAGGUGUAAACCUAUUAAAGAAGAGAUUUUUCUGUACGGGGAACUUAUGUAGAUAGAAGGAUUUACACUGUAUUUUAUUCUUGUAUUAUAAGGUAUAAGGAACAUUUGAGCAAAUCCAGUCAUUCCUAUUAUUACAAUAUCAUACGUUUUUCAUACCAUUUUAUGUGGUUCUUCAAAAACUUUGGCACUAAUUCUCUUUAUAUUGUUAGGAAUUUUCUUUUAAAAACAGAAUUAUUUUUCUCAAAUAGUUAAUUAGAGUUUGAACUUCAAAUGCAGUACUUUUUCUUCCCAAGAAUGAGGGUGUUAGAUCCAUUGUGCUGGCCAAAUUACAGUUUGGAUAGUUACAUUCUCUCUGCUUAAUCACCCCGCAGUUCCAUUGGAGUGAAGGAUUUGGUGCCUCAGGUGUCCUGCAUUCCUUAAAGCCUCUCGUGGCCAAAUCACUGCCAUGAGGACUGCAGACAUGGCUGUGUUCAGUGACAGAGCAUUGCAGUCUCCUUACCGAGUGUAAAUAGCACAGUUUUGCUCCUGGAGAUGGAUUUUUUGGGCACCCGCUGCCCCCUUAGCCUUUUUGUGAUGAGGGGGAAAGGGAUUGCGGCAGCAGAUCUGAGCAGGAAGUGGCCGUGAGUCACAAAUUGCAGACAGCAGCCCUCUCUACCCUGGGGAGAGAGGGUAGGGCAGGGGAGGAUGAUGCCCUUGAAACCAGGCCCCAUGUAUUGGGGUAUGGGCAAGGUUCAUGGCACUGUGGGGCACUGUAGGGAGUGUCUGGGUCAUUUGCCAGUCCCAUAGGGUAACCAGGAGUCAUCUCAAGAGGCUUUUUCCUUGCCAGCUGUGGGAGUCAUGCUGCACUGCUGGGCCUUGGCGUUUUGGAAGCACAGUGGUGGAACGUGAGGACAGCCCAUCAUUCUGCUGCCGGAUCCCGGGACUGUCUGACCCUGAGGGCUGUUGGCUGAACACCUCUGCAGGAAGUAACUCAAGUUGUCGUGUUGCUUCUGCAAAGUUCACUUUGUAAGGAAAAGAUGAGCAAAAGCCCUUAUCUCCCUUCUAAAAAAAAAUAAAAGUACCUUUCAAUGAUGGAGGAAAACUCAAACAAUGAGCCAGCUAAAUAUACUGUAUCAGGAAACCUCAGGGACCGCUGAAAGGAGAACAGUGGCCCAUUACUGCUAAGGAGGUGUUUUAUUGAAAAUACGCCGGCAUCCUUUCCCAACAGAGGGAGUGAAAAACAGCAAGGUGCCCAGCAGUAAUGCUUGUUUCCACCAGCAAGCCCCAAUGUAUAGCUUGGCACUCCUGAGCAGCAUGUGAGUAAGCUGUGCGAUGGACUGACAGGCGUUUUAACUGAAGGGGCCCAUAUUGCAUCACAUCUAUUUUAACUUAAAUCUGCGGUGAUAUAGGUGUGGGUGCAGGUGUGUGUACACGCCUUGCUGUGCAAGCAGGCAUGGGUUCUUAGAAGGCUGUUGUGUGGAAGGGUGACUUUUAGAAGGCUGUUUUUGAGAAGGACGUUCUCUCGUGGGGGCUGUCAGGUGAGAUGAAGGAGCGUCGCAGUCCCUGGCCCUGGGAGGGAGGUGGCCAGGAGGGGCAGUGCCCUGUCACUGUGCGUGCCAUCCCGUGUCUGCCCCAUAGCAGGCACAGGAUCUGCUUGGUGUGGCUGGUUGUUCAGGAGUUAAUACUUUGCAGGCACACGUGUGAUUGACGUUUGUUUUGUUGAUGUUGCGUUCUGUUUCUUUUCUUACCAUGGCAACUUUAACAUCAUGACAAAACACCUACUUCUCCUCUUGGAGCCAUAGCUGUUGUCAUGCCCAGUAGGUUAUUUUGGUAUACAGCGGUUGAUCUCUUAAGGCAGAGGUGUUGCCAUCUCCUCCCAGAUAUCACCUCCAGUAUUUCCUCUCAUCAGAAGGAAUCUGUGGUUCUCUGUGUGUGAGCCCCGUGUUUCGACCCAGGGCAAAAAGCAGAGCUUUAAUGGAAACUGCGGCAUUUCCUCCGCUGUGCGUGACAUAAAUGCUAUCUCACAUAAUUAAGGAAAGUAACAGAGAACAGUUAGCGGUGAUUGCCUUCCAAUAUAUUGUGUACUUUGGGGCAGAAAAAUAAUUUAUGAAUAAUGCCCAUGCAUACUUGGAACAAUUUGCACACUGUGCUGUGAGUGAUGCAGGCCUGGCGGUAGGAGAGCGUGCUAAUAAAUUUUACUUUGUGGCGGAAACAAGAGAUUACAGUUUAUUAGGAAAGGAGGUGGCAAUUUAUUAAGAUCAAUCAAAUACGAACGCAGAGCAAAAAUGUUGCCGUUUUUAUUUAUUUAUCUCAAAGCAUGAAGAGGUGCAGCUACAUACAAUCGGUUGUUUACCUGUGGUGUUUGAUUCAUUAUUAAUAUUUUUAUGUUUAGAGGGAACCAUAAUUUUGCUGAAAUGUCUUCCAUAACUCCUGCACAAUCAUAUUCAUAACUCACCUGAAUGUUGACACAUCCUGCUGUGUAUAUAUAAAUUAACUGGUAACACUGGCAUUAUAAAAUGAUGCAUUAAAUGAAGAUGUGAGUGGUAAUUUAAAGCAUGCCAUGAAGUGAAAUUUAAGCCAUUGUACAACGAUGAGGGGAUUUAAAGAGCCUUUUUCAUGCAGAAUUUGCAGGGCAAUAAGGAAAAUGACAGUUUCUCAUACAAAAAGGAAAAGCGCAACAGGGACACAAACAUUACUGAAAUGUUAAUUGCUUUGGUGUUCUGUAUCAGUAGAGACACCAUCAGCCUAAAAGUCACUAUUCUGCUCGAAUGUAUUUUACCACGAGAAAUAUUUUACCGUGAGACUAUUAGCUAAGGUUAUUAAAAAUGACCAAAAAUGUUUACUUUGUACUUUUUCUCAGUGCUUUUUGGAUAAUAAGUUUCACUGUUUCCUGUUUAGUCAGUUGUUUUCCCCAUUUGUUUUCAUAGGUCUUUCAAACAGCAGCAAGGGAAAAUGCAGCAGUCUCAAAACAGGAAAAUGUGAUUUAACCCCACAAAAAUGGGCCUGGGGAUCCAGGAGUGGGAAUAGUAUCCGAAAUGCCCUUUUCCCUUGUAACUGCCAACAGCAGCUUGCUCUCAGUCUGACCCUUCCCCACCCCGUGUUCCACGUGGGCUGAUGCGUUCAUCUUUUCACAUUUGUAACCUACUUCUCUGGCUCAGCCCUUGGAGCCUGCUGUCUGUGCUGUGCUCCAGUGAUUUUUUUCCCCAGGUGUUGAUGCUGCCACUCAGUGCCUAUCUGAUCUUGCGGGCACACAGAGCCCAAUAGCCACCUUGUCUGCCACGCUCCUUCCCUGUUAUUUUUAAUUUGCUAUUUUAUGUCUUCUGCUUCGGACAUCCAUGUCAAAUCUGAUUGUCUCUGUCUGUGAUGACUCUCCGUAAUUGAAUGGAAUUAAAGUGGGAGUUUAUGGUUCUUCUUGGUCUUUUAAAAUAUUUGCUGGCUUAGAAAUGCUUUAUAUUUCAUAGUGACCUUACUUAGCAAGUGCUACCAUCUCCGUUACUGAGGGAAUAGACCAAAGUUUUUAGCUCUCAGCAGAUGUUGGCUGAGCUUGCAGGUAUGAAGCUUUUAUCUGAAAGGGCAUAAAAUGCUUUAAAAAUACUGCUUGCAGGCUCUGUGGGCAGCACUCAGUGCUUAGGCAGCACCUUUCAUUUUCCAAAUGUUUGGCAAAUGCUGGUCUAUGGAAGACCCUGAAAUGAGCAGUGUCACCAUCCCUGUUUGGCAGUGAGGAGGCGAAGGAGUUGAGGCAGGUGUGAAAUGGAAGGGCUGUCAGAACUGGGGCCUGUGGGACGGAGUGGGGCUGCACACAGAGUGGCAGUUCCCACAAGCAGUCACCGCUGGGAGGCUGGACCCAGGCUGGGAGUGCUGCUGAUGCCGGAGUCACGCCGCAGCCUGGCUGGCCAGCUGGCUGUGUUGUGCUUGUGUCACCAGGUCAUGCUUUGUAUUGCCCGUGCAGGGAGAGAAAGGCUUCAGGCAGGGUUGUGAGCCUUGCAGCAUCUCUUUUUUGUUAAAGAAGCCCCAAGACAGAGCUUUUUCCCAAACGAAAGCUGUGGAGGACGCCAUGACCACAGCCUGCAGGGACUGGGGAGCACUGCCAACCCUCCCAGUGCAUGUUAGCACAGCUCCCAUUCCUCCGUCACCAUGCAAGCAGUGGGCAGUGCUGCUGCAGGGAUGCUCCUGGUACCCGCACUGGGCAGCGGGAUGUGGUCUGAGGGAGAAACAGCUGGGAGGUUUAAGCCUAUGCAUUCCACGAUGUGUUCCUCAACAGGAUCAGAGUUUCUGGGGAUCACUUUGAAGUCCAGGACAGGAGGGGUUCUCUUCAGCGCAGGCAAUAAUAAUUACAUGCUCAUGCCAUGCAAUGCCAGUGUAUAUUGCUGUUAGCUGCCCGGUGUGUUGGACGUGUGCGUGGCACUUUGCUGGCUGUGCAGCUGUGUACUGCCCUCAAAUACGUGCUGCUCCCAUGCCCCCAUGCGCUGACCUGCAGUGCGUGUGCCCCUUUAAGAGGCCGUCGCUCUCUGAUUCAUGUAGGCUGCUGCUGGCAGAUUUAGGGUCUUGCAAAAGAUGCCCUUAGUCCCUUAUUAAAUAUUCAUAAGAGGGUGGGGUCACAUUUUUGUGACCUGAAAAAAAUCCCAUUAAUAAAUUUGUUAUCUGACACAAAAACACUUUAGGGUGGAAAGCAAUCCGUAUCACAUCCCAUUUACCAUCAGAUCACAAGUUGUCAGUAAAUUGCGUCCUUUGUCUUUGCUUCUUGUGAGGUUCUUUAGCAGCAUAGCUAAUGGGGCUAUUGUCUAUCAGCCCCUGACUCCUGCAAAUAAAGUGCGUGCUGCCUGGGGACCGCGGCCGUGUGGCUGCCAGCAUUCGGCUACGUGUGCAUGCAGCGUCUGCAUCAGCCGUGUGCUCAGAGGCUGUGUGAAAUACGAGAUAAAAUUGAAAUAGUAGGGAAGAUUUGACCAAAUAAUGCAGCCUGAGGCACAUAGCUGUAGGGCAGGAGAAAAUCCAUGACGGGGUCGACAGCAGUCCCUGGGCUGGAAAUGGCACGAGGACAGGUUUUGUGUGUGCACUGAGAUCUGGAGUGGAGGGCGAGAAAAGUAUUGCUUUGAGCUGUCAAGCAGAGGAAAGCUUGCUGUGUGGCACAUGAUGCACCCUGUACCCAAACCUUCCCCAAAUGUGGCAGGCAGAUGGGGCUGCUGCUGAGUGCUGUGCCCCAGUCUGAGCAUCCCAGUGCCCAGCUUUUUUUAAGGGAGACGAUGGGAGAAAAUGCUCUGGGCAUCCCAGUGCCCUGGGCUAGGUUCCCUGCUGCUUUGCUGGGGCUCAAAGGAAGGUGUUCCUGUUUGCAGGCCAGGUGCAUCAGCUGGGCUUAAUGCAAGCUCCUGCCAGAGGCUGCUUUUGGUAGCAUGUUUUGUAUUAAAGUCCUGCUAUGGUUUUGUGGCAUUAAAACUGUGCAGCAGAACCGUUGGAGAGAGUCACAGCCACUUUUUGAGAGAAAGUUAGGUGGAAGGAGAGCUGCUCCUCCAGCGCAUCGUGCUUGCAAUGCCUGCUCGGAGCACUGCGCUAGCUGCCACUUCCCCCCCCCUCCCGCGUUGCUGGCACCCACGCCCCACAAAAUAGCUUUAUUUAGGGGGGGGGACCGGGGGAGCCGCUUUUAAACACGUCCCGGCGCAGCGUGGCGGCUCCCCGCGGGCCGGGCCGGGCAGCACCGUCGGCAGCGGCACAGCCGGCAGCAGGUUCCCGUGUCGGUGGCUAUGAUGACACCUCAAGUGAUCACUCCCCAGCAAAUGCAGCAGAUCCUCCAGCAACAAGUGCUAACUCCCCAGCAACUCCAAGUCCUGCUCCAGCAGCAGCAGGCACUCAUGCUUCAACAGCAGCAGCUUCAAGAGUUUUAUAAGAAACAACAGGAACAGUUGCAGCUUCAACUUUUACAGCAACAACAUGCUGGAAAACAGCCUAAAGAGCCCCAGCAACAGCAGGUGGCUACGCAGCAGUUGGCCUUUCAGCAGCAACUCUUACAGAUGCAGCAGUUGCAACAGCAGCACCUCCUGACUUUGCAGCGUCAAGGGCUGCUAACAAUCCAGCCUGGCCAGCCUACUCUGCCUUUGCAGCCCCUUGCACAAGGCAUGAUUCCAACAGAACUGCAGCAGCUCUGGAAGGAAGUGACAAGCUCGCACACAGCCGAGGAGGCAGCCAGCAACAACCACAGCAGCCUCGACCUGUCCACCACCUGCGUUUCCUCAUCCGCACCGUCUAAGACCUCCUUAAUAAUAAACCCACACGCGUCAACCAACGGACAGCUAUCGGUUCACACUCCUAAGCGGGAGAGUUUAUCCCACGAGGAGCACUCGCACAGCCAUCCGCUCUAUGGACACGGCGUAUGCAAAUGGCCAGGCUGUGAAGCAGUAUGUGAAGACUUCCAGUCGUUUCUAAAACAUCUCAACAGUGAGCAUGCGCUGGAUGAUAGAAGUACAGCCCAAUGUAGAGUACAAAUGCAGGUUGUACAGCAGUUAGAGCUACAGCUUGCAAAAGAUAAAGAGCGCCUGCAAGCCAUGAUGACACACCUGCAUGUGAAGUCAACUGAACCAAAAGCCACCCCUCAGCCUCUCAAUCUGGUGUCCAGCGUCACGCUUUCCAAGACAGCAUCCGAGGCUUCUCCACAGAGCUUACCUCAUACUCCCACCACCCCGACUGCACCCAUCACUCCCGUCACGCAGGGCCCGUCGGUCAUCACUACCACGAGCAUGCACAACGUCGGGCCCAUCCGGAGGCGGUACUCGGAUAAAUACAACGUCCCCAUUUCUUCAGCAGAUAUUGCCCAGAACCAAGAAUUUUAUAAGAACGCAGAAGUUAGACCACCGUUCACAUAUGCAUCUUUAAUUAGACAGGCCAUCCUCGAAUCUCCAGAAAAACAGCUAACACUAAAUGAAAUCUACAACUGGUUCACGCGAAUGUUUGCUUACUUCAGGCGCAACGCGGCGACGUGGAAGAAUGCAGUGCGUCAUAAUCUUAGUCUUCACAAGUGUUUUGUGCGAGUAGAAAACGUUAAAGGGGCAGUAUGGACAGUGGAUGAACAAGAGUUCCAAAAACGAAGGCCACAAAAGAUCAGUGGUAACCCUUCUCUUAUUAAAAACAUACAGACCAGCCACACCUACUGCACACCUCUCAAUGCUGCUUUACAGGCUUCAAUGGCUGAGAACAGUAUACCUCUAUACACUACUGCUUCCAUGGGAAAUCCCACUCUGGGCAACCUAGCCAACGUGAUGAGGGAAGAGCUUAAUGGUGCAAUGGAGCAUACGAACAGUAACGGGAGUGACAGUAGUCCAGGACGUUCCCCUAUGCAAGCAAUGCACCCCGUGCAUGUCAAAGAAGAACCGCUAGAUCCAGAUGAAAAUGAAGGCCCGCUCUCCUUAGUGACAACAGCCAACCACAGUCCAGAUUUCGAUCACGACAGAGAUUAUGAAGACGAACCUGUAAAUGAGGACAUAGAAUGAGUAUGUCUGACAUCAUCAUCCUGAGAAUGAAGAUGGGAAGAACACGUCAAACCUAGCUGUGAAAUCUCUCCAUUGUUGUACAGUCUGGAGGAUUCUCAGUCCGCUUUGACAACUAUGAAAUAUGUUAACUCUUAGUGCCAUCAAGUAUCCCAUUUGGGAGUAUUUUUGAUUUUUCUACUUUUUGUUGAAAAAAGGAAUUUGUACUCUGUGCAUUGGAUGGACUUGUUUGGUACUUGGGAUUUUCCUCUCUUACAGUCAACGUCAGUGUUGUAAAUUUGCUAAACUGAUUCACUUACAUUUAGCAGCCAACUGUGGACUGCAGGUCCUGCCAAUUUUGGACACUUGAGGACAUCAAACUGAGCAUGUACACCAGAACUGCAGAUCAAGUCUUUGCCCAGAUUUUAAGGAUUCCAAUGGACAACAUAUUUGCACAGUACUGCAUGUUGAUUAUCACUGCCUUUACUCCAUUUUGUUGUUUUUCGGUUUGUUUUUUUUUUUGUUGUUGUUGUUCUUUUUUUUUUUUUUUUUUUUUGCUUCCAUUUG
Messenger RNA from Phasianus colchicus (ring-necked pheasant), 13007 nucleotides. Lineage: Eukaryota; Metazoa; Chordata; Aves; Galliformes; Phasianidae. The record is from RefSeq and is a predicted model, not a curated record.